CCAGGAAGGCUUCCUGGAAGAGGACUCUGGCCCCUCCCAAGGACCAUGCCACAGCCCCACUGACCCAGGAGUAGGGGCCUCAGGGCAGGGAACCUGGAAUGGGCUGUGUGUUCUGCAAGAAGUUGGAGCCAGGGCCCAAGGAGGAUGGUGACCUGGAAGGGGACUUCAGGGCCUACGGGGCUGCAGACCGCUAUGGCCCUGACCCUACUCAGGGCCGACCAACAUCCUCCUUUGCCCAUAUCCCCAACUACAACAACUUCUCCCCUCAGCCUGCCAACCCCUCCUUCCUGGAUGGGGGCAAUAUCAGAGGCAUCUCAGGAACUGGGGUGACUUUGUUCAUCGCCCUUUAUGACUAUGAGGCCCGGACAGAGGAUGACCUCACCUUCACUAAGGGCGAGAAAUUCCACAUCCUGAACAACAUUGAGGGUGACUGGUGGGAGGCUCGGUCCCUCAGCUCCGGACAAACUGGCUACAUUCCCAGCAACUACGUGGCCCCUGUGGACUCCAUCCAGGCAGAAGAGUGGUACUUUGGAAAGAUCGGGAGAAAGGAUGCAGAGAGGCAGCUGCUCUCCCCGGGCAACCCCCGGGGGGCCUUUCUCAUUCGAGAGAGUGAGACCACCAAAGGUGCCUACUCCCUGUCCAUGCGGGAUUGGGACCAGGCCAGAGGCGAUCACGUGAAGCAUUACAAGAUUCGCAAGCUGGACACAGGUGGCUUCUACAUCACCACGAGGGCCCAGUUUGACACAGUGCAGGAGCUGGUGCAGCACUACCUUGGUGAGGGCAGCCCUCAGGUUGGCAUGUGCUUCAGAUUCUUGGGCCAACCCUCUGAGACUGAGGCCCAGAGAAGGGAAGGGUCUCCCAAAACGCUGGGCCUCGCUAAGGACGCCUGGGAGAUCAGCCGCAGCUCCAUCGCGCUCCAGCGCCGGCUGGGCACCGGCUGCUUUGGGGAUGUGUGGCUGGGCAUGUGGAAUGGCAGCACAAAGGUGGCGGUGAAGACGCUGAAGCCGGGCACCAUGUCCCCGAAGGCCUUCCUGGCGGAGGCGCAGAUCAUGAAACUGCUGCGGCACGACAAGCUGGUGCAGCUGUACGCCGUGGUGUCGGAGGAACCCAUCUACAUCGUGACGGAGUUCAUGUGCCACGGUAGCUUGCUGGAGUUCCUCAAGGACCAAGAAGGCCAGAAUUUGAGGCUGCCCCAGCUGGUGGACAUGGCAGCCCAGGUAGCUGAGGGCAUGGCCUACAUGGAGCGCAUGAACUACAUCCACCGAGACCUGAGGGCAGCCAACAUCCUCGUAGGGGAGCGGCUGGUGUGCAAGAUCGCUGACUUCGGGCUGGCCCGUCUCAUCAAGGAUGAUGAGUACAACCCCAAGCAAGGGGCUAAGUUCCCCAUCAAAUGGACAGCCCCAGAGGCUGCCCUUUUUGGCAGAUUCAGCAUCAAGUCAGAUGUGUGGUCCUUUGGGAUCCUGCUCACUGAACUCAUCACCAAGGGCCGAGUCCCUUACCCAGGCAUGAAUAACCGGGAAGUAUUGGAACAGGUGGAGCACGGCUACCACAUGUCCUGCCCCCCAGGCUGCCCAGCAUCCCUGUACGAGGCCAUGAAACAGACCUGGCGUCUGGACCCCGAGGAGAGGCCUACCUUCGAGUACCUGCAGUCCUUCCUGGAGGACUACUUCACCUCCACAGAACCCCAGUACCAGCCUGGGGAUGAGACAUAGCCUGUUUGGGCAUCAACCACCUCUCAGGGGUUGUCCACCAGCCCCUUCCAAUCCUCAGGGCUCCGGUCCCAAGGCCCCAUGGCCCAGAACCCUAAAGAGUCUUAGCCUGUCAGAGCAAGCAAGUUGCUCUAGUACCAUCUAGGGCAACCCCUCAUUUUAAAGAUGGGGCAAAUCCAGGCUCAGAGAUCAUCCCUCACCUACUCUGGUUCCAAGCACUAUUUUUUCCCUUCCCACUUAUGCCCCUAGAAGCCUCUAGCCUCCUGUCUGCACUCCCCCCACCAAAAAGAAAUGCUCAGACUCUGUCUAGUUAUUUAUAAAACUGUAUAUCCUUUCCCUCACUUAUCACCUGUCCCUACUCUCCUCCCCUGUCAUCCCAUCCUGGUCCAGAAUUCACCUCCUACUCAUUGUCUUGGGUCUAUAAGUUACAAAGACAGGAAAAUCUUUGCCGGAUCCCUUUCCUGCUGUGUGUAUGCUCUAGUCCAGGACCCUGGUCCAAGCCCAGGGUGAGGAAGAGGGUUGCUGAGGGCUUCUGUGAAACACGUGUGUGUUUACUGAUUCUGUAAAUAACAAAAAUGACAAUAUGAAUCCUUGAGCCA
This is a messenger RNA of Vicugna pacos (alpaca), 2308 nucleotides long. The record is from RefSeq and is a predicted model, not a curated record. Lineage: Eukaryota; Metazoa; Chordata; Mammalia; Artiodactyla; Camelidae.